This is a messenger RNA of Spinacia oleracea (spinach), 735 nucleotides long. RefSeq lists its product as uncharacterized. The transcript is spliced from 3 exons. The record is from RefSeq and is a predicted model, not a curated record. Lineage: Eukaryota; Viridiplantae; Streptophyta; Magnoliopsida; Caryophyllales; Amaranthaceae. Bases 1 to 735 code for a protein of 244 amino acids.
AUGCCAUUAGAGUGGAGGAAGAGUACCAUCAUCCCCUUGUACAAGAAUAAGGGUGAUGUCCAGGAUUGUGCCAACUAUCGAGGAAUCAAACUAAUGAGUCAUACUAUGAAACUUUGGGAGCAGAUUAUUGAGCAAAGACCGAGGAAAACUGUGAAAAUUUCGGAGAACCAGUUUGGAUUUUUGCCUGGGAGAUCGACUAUGGAGGCCAUUCAUCUUAUAAGGCAACUAAUGGAGAAUUAUCGAGAUAAGAAGAAGGACUUACAUCUGGUUUUCAUAGAUUUGGAGAAGGCGUAUGAUAAGAUCUUGUCAUUUGUUUCGGUUUAUAAUGAUGAGGACAAAUCAGUUUUUCUGGACCUUGUUGUGCUUAGGGCAAUGGAAGUUUUGGAGCUCAAAAAAUCCGACUUAGUUUUCAUGGACCUUGCACAAGCGCUGAAGAUUGAUCUGAAAAAUGGAGAGUUCCAACAAAAACUUAAGGAGGUGACAUGUUUAUUGGGUUGGUCUCCUGAUUUUGUUGAAGACGCUCUUGAAGUAAGAGAGGAUUACAUAUUCCAAGACCGUGUCCAAAAGGGGAAGAAGGAAGAAGAAAAAAGAAAGGACAAGGAAGGGAAGGAGAAGAGAGAGUUCAUAGGUGUCUUGGUGUGGAAGUUGACAUCAAAAUGGAAAAGAACAGUGUGGACAAAGGACCAAACAUGUUUCAAAACAAUUCAGUUUUCAAAUCAACUUCGGAAACAAUAA